AUGAAGGAUCAAAUAGGGAGCUUUUUCUACUUCCCAUCAACGGCAUUCCACAAGGCUGCCGGAGGUUUUGGAGGGAUUAGGAUUCUAAGCCGGCCCUUUAUCCCGGUCCCUUUUGACGAGCCGGCCGAUGAUCAUACCAUCUUAAUUGGAGAUUGUGGAUAUUCCUUCUUUGUUGUAGGAAUGGAUGGGGGGCAGUGGACCCAAGCAAGUAGGAACGAGUACAAUCUUCGUGAUGCUGUCUCUCGCUGCACGGUUCAGGUUUACCCCAAUUCUUGGACAGCCAUUUACAUACCACUCGACAACGUGGGCAUGUGGAACUUGAGGUCCGAGUAUUGGGCCCGCCAGUAUUUGGGCCAGCAAACUUAUAUGAGGGUCUACACAACCUCAACCUCGUUGAGAGACGAGUUUCCCAUCCCAAAGAAUGCACUUCUUUGCGGGCGGGCGAGUGGGAGGCGCACAAGACCCCUGUGA
Molecule: messenger RNA, 471 nt
Organism: Striga hermonthica
Lineage: Eukaryota; Viridiplantae; Streptophyta; Magnoliopsida; Lamiales; Orobanchaceae
Source: the annotation of a GenBank genome assembly